This is a messenger RNA of Melanaphis sacchari, 1197 nucleotides long. RefSeq names its product presenilins-associated rhomboid-like protein, mitochondrial. NCBI's taxonomy places the organism in Eukaryota, Metazoa, Arthropoda, Insecta, Hemiptera, Aphididae. The transcript has 5 exons. The record is from RefSeq and is a predicted model, not a curated record. The coding region runs from base 28 to 720 and encodes 230 amino acids.
UUUUAAUUUAUCAUAGAUACUAAUAAAAUGAAAUCCGAGUUGGGGACAAAUGUCCAACAACUGCGUAGAAUAUAUGAACCAGUUAUCGUUGGACGAAAUCCGUCGGUGAAUAUUUUGAAUCACACUACAAUAGGUGUAAUUUACCACGUGAUAUUUACAAUAACCGUGAUUUUUAUAGCAGUUAUAUUUGCGACUAUUAUUGAACAUAGACGAAUGUUGAAUAUUUAUUGGAAAACUUUGUUGAAUAUUAAAUUGGAAAUUUUGGACAAAAUAGUAUUGAAAGAAAACACUAUAUUAUCAUUCUGGAAAUAUUUAAGUAACGGGGAAAAAGCAUUUGGUGUUAUAACUUUCGUAAAUAUUGCCGUCUAUUUAGCCUGGAUUGUAGCAAGAUGGAACUCUACAAUGCUUAAAUAUUUCAUGAUUAAUGAAGGCAAACCAAAAUAUGUUUGGUCAAAUUUACUUAGUGCGUUUAGUCACACUUCAUUGUGGAGUUUAACAGUUAAUGUUGUAUAUUUAUAUUAUCCACUAUGUAAAUUUGGAUUUGUACGAGCGUGGCCGAUCUCCAUGUUUUCACCUUACAUGGCAAUAGAAGAAUUUUUUGUUUUUUACAUUAGUGCAUGCAUGUUUUCUUCUUUAUCUAGAAUUUACAUUGAACCAAAACUAAACAUGUCCAGAAAAAAAAGUAGACAUGGAGCUGUGAGUGGUAUUCGAUUGAUAUGAUUUAUUCUGCAUAUACUGUUAUAAUAUUGUAUUUAUGUGUGUAGUGUAAAAAUUUAAAAUAUUAAUUAAGUACCUAAUAUUUAGUCAGAACCUUUUAAAUAAAAUUUUUUUGUUUAUAACAUUUUACGCAUGAUUUUUAUCCCGCAAGUCUGGAGCAAUAUCUGCAGUGUUUGGUUAUAUUGCAUUAGGUUUUCCUAACCGAAAAUUAUUAACUAUACCAAUCAUUUCCAAAGAUCAACUAAGUGUUAGCGUCACAGCAUUUGAAGUAAAAAAAAUUGUUUUAUUUAAUGAAAUUAUUAAUAAAUAAUGUAAUACAAUUAACACAGGCUUUGUUGUGUCUGUUUCUUCUGAUUAUCUUGUUUGUUUUCGUACUCAAAUUCUCGUGGACCAACUCAACAAACAUAAUUUCGGGAUGUAUUUUUGGAAUGUGAGUAAAACACUAUCGUUUAUUUUUCUGAAGACUACACAAUAGUUUUA